CUGCACUCACCGUUAAUGACAUUCACGAUUGACAUCGCACUGUGUCGGUGCGAAAUAUACAAGUCAACAUGUACAUUAAUGCGAAAAUAAAGGUCCUGUUUCUGGUUGUCCACUUUUGCAUCACCAUUCUCGGCGUACGUCAAUGUUUGCUCGAAGAAUUGAGGCUCAGAAAAUAUCACAAAGUCAAAGCUUGCAGACGAUCGCAGGCCACGAUCACAUCACAGACAAACGUUCGAGAUCUAAGUGAGUGCAUCUCCUACGCUAGGGAGAAAAAAGGAUUGGCAUUCAAUUUUAGUCCAUUCUACGUCAAAGACAGCAGAAUAAAUGUACACAAUUGUCAAGUGCUUGGGUGUCCGGAAACUGCGAAUCUAACAACUCUAGUCAAAGACGCGGCUUUUGAUUAUUACAGUUCUUAUGGAAAUUAUUCAGCACUGGAUAAUUCGCAUUGUAUUAAAUCGAUUGGGAUGUUUCGAUUAAUCGAUGUAAAAGAAAACUACAGUACUGCUAUUGACCAAUGCCAGAAAUUGGGUGGAGAUUUGGCUCACAUAUUAAGCGAAUCCAGGACAAACGCUCUCUCAAAUUUAGUUUCAAACUUUGUAAGGGAUUGGUACAAAGUGGCAUUCGUUGGAUUGGAUGAUACACGACGUGAAGGAUUGUUUGAGACCCCUUUGGGCGAUCCAAUCACCUGUUACAGAUUUAGGGCCUGGGGACCAGGACAACCUAGGAAUGUUAUGAAGAGUGACGACUGCGUUGUUCUAGAUUCCAAAAAGACUUGGAAAGUUAUAAGCUGCUCACACACAUUACCUUUCCUUUGCGAAUAUUAUCCAAGCUCUGCUAUAUCUGGAUCAUAUGAAGACGUCGAUUGCGAUGAUUUGGAUGAUUCAGAAGAACAAGGUGAAUGUAUAACCGACAAACGAAAAACAAAUAGAAUAAAACGUAGAUGUUAUUAAUUUUUUUUAUUGUAAAAUAAUCAAACAGAUUAAAUAUUUAUGCAUCAAAUGAACAGAAAGCUGA
This is a messenger RNA of Nicrophorus vespilloides, 1014 nucleotides long. RefSeq lists its product as uncharacterized. The transcript has 3 exons. Lineage: Eukaryota; Metazoa; Arthropoda; Insecta; Coleoptera; Silphidae. The record is from RefSeq and is a predicted model, not a curated record. The coding region runs from base 69 to 950 and encodes 293 amino acids.